AGCAGUGAUCCGGGCAUGAGCGUGCGGUGCAGCCCCGCCUGCCCCGAGCCCUCCAGGCCCUGUUCUCACGCCUUCUUCUCUCUCCCACAGUCAUGCCAGGCUGACCUCGUGAAGGACAACGGCCACAAGUACUUCCUGUCCGUCCUCGCGGACCCGUACAUGCCAGCGGAGCAUCGGACCAUGACAGCCUUCAUCCUCGCUGUGAUUGUCAACAGCUACAACACGGGGCAGGAGGCCUGCCUGCAGGGAAACCUGAUCGCCAUCUGCCUGGAGCAGCUCAGCGACCCGCACCCCCUGCUGCGCCAAUGGGUGGCCAUCUGCCUGGGCAGGAUCUGGCAGAACUUCGACUCGGCCCGGUGGUGCGGGGUGCGGGACAGCGCACACGAGAAGCUCUGCAGCCUCCUCUCCGACCCCAUCCCCGAGGUCCGUUGCGCGGCCGUCUUCGCCCUGGGCACAUUCGUGGGCAACUCUGCCGAGAGGACAGACCACUCCACCACCAUCGACCACAACGUGGCUAUGAUGCUGGCCCAGCUCAUCAGCGACGGGAGCCCCAUGGUGCGGAAGGAGCUGGUGGUGGCCCUGAGUCAUCUCGUCGUGCAGUAUGAAAGCAACUUCUGCACCGUGGCCCUGCAGUUCAUGGAGGAGGAGAAGAACUACCCCCUGCCUUCCCCCGCGACCACAGAGGGGGGCAGCGUGACCCCGGUGCGGGAGAGUCCGUGCACCCCCAGACUCCGUUCUGUGAGCUCGUAUGGAAACAUCCGCGCAGUCACCACAGCCAGGAGCCUCAACAAAUCUCUGCAGAACCUGAGCCUGACAGAAGAAGCGGGCAGCUCGGUGGCCUUCUCCCCCGGCAACCUCAGCACCAGCAGCAGCGCCAGCAGCACCCUGGGCAGCCCGGAGAACGAGGAGUACAUCCUGUCCUUCGAGACCAUCGACAAGAUGCGCCGCGUGAGCUCCUACUCCUCGCUCAACUCCCUCAUCGGGGUUUCCUUUAACAGCGUCUACACCCAGAUCUGGAGGGUCCUGCUGCACCUGGCUGCCGACCCCUACCCAGACGUCUCUGACUUGGCCAUGAAGGUGCUCAACAGCAUCGCCUACAAGGCCACGGUCAACGCCCGGCCCCAGCGCAUCCUGGACACGUCUUCACUCACCCAGUCGGCCCCCGCCAGCCCCACCAACAAGGGCAUGCACAUCCACCAGGUGGGAGGCUCGCCGCCAACAGCCAGCACCAGCAGCUCCAGCCUGACCAACGACGUGGCCAAGCAGCCGGUCAGCCGCGACCUGCCCUCGGGCCGGCCGGGCGCCACGGGCCCCGUGGGGGCGCAGUACACCCCCCACUCGCACCAGUUUCCCCGGACGCGGAAGCUGUUCGACAAGGGCCCAGACCAGACCACGGAUGACGGGGACGAUGCUGCCGGACACAAGAGCUUCAUCUCGGCCACGAUGCAGACGGGGUUCUGUGACUGGAGCGCCCGCUACUUUGCCCAGCCCGUCAUGAAGGUGAGGGUGGCCCUGGCGGGGCACAGGUGCCGGCGGCCCAGGGCCUCGCUCCCGGCCCCCUGUCUACAGUAGCCAGCUCUGGCCUUGGUGCUGAGCCCGCCCUGCCGCCUGGUCCUGCGCUGUGCUGCCGGUUCCCUGGGCUCCUGUGAGCCCCGUGGGGCCCACACAGACCAUACUGACGAGCCGCAGGCGGGUGGGCGGGGCUCCCUCGGCCUCAGUGCCGCCCUCCGCGGCGCCUG
Messenger RNA from Oryctolagus cuniculus (rabbit), 1739 nucleotides. The record is from RefSeq and is a predicted model, not a curated record. Lineage: Eukaryota; Metazoa; Chordata; Mammalia; Lagomorpha; Leporidae.